CCUACCGCGCCUGCGCGCUCCCGCCCGGCCACCAUCUUGGAACUGGGGGGAAGCGAGAGAGGGAGAGAGACAGGGAGAGAGACAGACUGAGAGGACUAAUAGAGGAUCAGCCACCGAGGGUCAGACAGGCCGGCGAGCUCAGGGAAGGGAAGAGAAGGGAAGAAGGGAACGGAAGAAGGUUGUGAGAAGCCUAGCAGGCCGGGGGAAGCAGCCGCAGCAGCAGCAGGAGGGAGCCGGUGAGGGAAGGAGGGAGGGAGGGGCGGGCAGGCAGGGUCAGCUCUAGCCUUUCCCGCCUCCCCCUGGUGGAGAGAGGGGGGAAGGAGGAAGCCGGAGCGGGGGUGGGGGUCGCGGGUCUGUCACCCGCCCCUCCGCCCCAGCCGCCGUCGCCCCACGGGGCGCCCGGGGAGGUCGGCUGGGAGGCACUUGCCGGCCUGUCAUUCGCCGUCGGAACAUCCCCAAGAGGACAUCGGGGGUGGGGGGGAGUGUCAGGCGCUCCCCCCCUGUCACCCGAGGAAGUGGGGGGUGGGGAGGGGGCUCUUAAGCUCUCCUCCCGCCCCCGCUCCAGCCUGGGAUUGGGGCAAAGCCGAGGAAGAGGCAGCGAGGGGGUGGGGAGUCUCCUUCCCCCUCUCCCAGUGAUCCCGGAGCCACUGGAGGACUCCAGGAGGAGGCGACGGCGGAGACGCUGGGGCACCGUAGCGACCCCCUCCAGGCUGGGCCCCAAUCCCCGUCCCCCACGGGGCCGACAUGCCGGCAGGGGGCCGGGCUGGGAGCCUGAAGGAUCCAGAUGUGGCUGAACUCUUCUUCAAGGAUGACCCUGAAAAACUAUUUUCUGAUCUCCGGGAGAUUGGCCAUGGCAGUUUUGGAGCUGUCUACUUUGCUCGUGAUGUCCGGAGCAGUGAGGUUGUUGCCAUCAAGAAGAUGUCCUAUAGUGGGAAGCAGUCUAAUGAGAAAUGGCAAGAUAUCAUCAAGGAGGUGCGAUUUCUGCAGAAGCUUCGGCAUCCAAAUACUAUCCAAUACCGAGGCUGUUACCUGAGGGAACAUACUGCUUGGCUGGUGAUGGAGUAUUGCCUGGGUUCUGCCUCUGACCUUCUAGAGGUUCAUAAGAAGCCCCUUCAGGAGGUAGAGAUUGCAGCUGUAACCCAUGGUGCACUACAGGGCCUGGCCUAUUUACACUCUCACAACAUGAUCCACAGGGAUGUGAAGGCGGGGAACAUCCUAUUGUCAGAACCAGGCUUGGUCAAGCUAGGGGACUUUGGCUCAGCCUCCAUCAUGGCACCUGCCAACUCCUUUGUGGGCACUCCGUACUGGAUGGCUCCUGAGGUGAUCUUGGCCAUGGAUGAAGGGCAAUAUGAUGGCAAGGUAGACGUGUGGUCUUUGGGAAUCACUUGCAUCGAAUUAGCGGAACGGAAGCCACCACUGUUUAACAUGAAUGCGAUGAGUGCCUUAUACCACAUUGCACAGAAUGAGUCCCCUGUGCUGCAGUCUGGACAUUGGUCUGAGUACUUCCGAAACUUUGUUGACUCUUGUCUCCAAAAAAUUCCUCAAGACAGACCAACUUCCGACGUGCUACUCAAGCACCGCUUUGUACUCCGGGAACGACCCCCCACAGUGAUUAUGGAUUUGAUUCAGAGGACCAAGGAUGCAGUUCGGGAGCUAGAUAACCUACAGUAUCGAAAAAUGAAGAAGAUCUUAUUUCAGGAGGCACAGAAUGGCCCCAGCGCUGAAGUUCCCGAGGAGGAGGAGGAGACUGAGCCCUACCUGCACCGGGCAGGGACACUAACUAGCCUGGAGAGCAGCCACUCAGUGCCCAGUAUGUCUAUCAGCGCCUCCAGUCAGAGCAGUUCUGUUAAUAGCCUAGCAGAUGCAUCUGACAACGAAGAUGAAGAAGAGGAGGAGGAGGAGGAGGAGGAGGAAGGCCCGGAGACUGGAGAGAUGGCCAUGAUGCAGGAAGGUGAACAUACAGUCACCUCUCACAGCUCUAUCAUCCACCGACUCCCUGGCCCUGAAAAUCUAUAUGAUGACCCCUAUCAGCCAGAGGUACCCCCAGGCCCCUUACAGGCCCCUCAGCCUCCAGCUUCUUCCUCUUCUGCCCGUCGACGGGCCUAUUGUCGAAACCGGGAUCACUUUGCCACCAUCCGAACCGCCUCCUUGGUGAGUCGUCAGAUCCAGGAGCACGAGCAGGACUCGGCCCUACGGGAGCAGUUGAGUGGCUAUAAGCGAAUGCGGCGGCAGCACCAGAAGCAGUUGCUGGCCCUGGAAUCAAGGCUUCGGGGUGAGCGGGAAGAGCACAGUGCCCGGCUGCAACGGGAGCUGGAGGCCCAGCGUGCCGGCUUUGGGGCUGAGGCAGAAAAACUGGCCCGGCGCCACCAGGCCAUUGGGGAAAAAGAGGCCCGCGCCGCCCAGGCAGAGGAGCGCAAGUUUCAGCAGCACAUUUUAGGCCAGCAGAAGAAGGAGCUAGCCGCUCUUUUGGAAGCGCAGAAACGUACUUACAAGCUGAGGAAGGAACAACUUAAGGAGGAGCUUCAGGAGAAUCCAAGCACCCCCAAAAGGGAGAAAGCCGAGUGGCUGCUGCGCCAGAAGGAACAGCUGCAGCAGUGCCAAGCAGAGGAGGAGGCUGGGCUGCUGCGGCGCCAACGCCAGUACUUUGAGCUGCAGUGCCGCCAGUACAAGCGGAAAAUGCUCUUAGCCCGCCACAGCCUGGAUCAGGACCUGCUGCGGGAGGACCUGAACAAGAAGCAGACUCAGAAGGACCUCGAGUGUGCACUGCUGCUGAGGCAGCAUGAGUCGACUCGGGAACUGGAGGUGAGACAGCUCCAGGCUGUGCAGCGUACCCGAGCUGAGCUUACCCGUCUGCAGCACCAGACGGAGCUGGGAAACCAGCUGGAGUACAACAAGCGGCGUGAGCAGGAGCUGCGCCAGAAGCACGCUGCCCAAGUCCGCCAGCAGCCCAAGAGCCUCAAAUCGAAGGAGUUGCAGAUCAAGAAGCAGUUCCAGGAGACAUGUAAGAUCCAGACUCGGCAGUACAAGGCCCUUCGGGGGCACCUGCUGGAGGGCACCCCCAAGGCCCAACACAAGAGCCUCCUUAAGCGGCUUAAAGAGGAACAGACCCGAAAGCUGGCUAUCCUAGCAGAACAGUAUGACCAGUCCAUCUCUGAGAUGCUCAGCUCCCAGGCACUUCGCCUGGAUGAGACUCAGGAGUCAGAGUUUCAGGCACUGCGACAGCAGUUGCAACAGGAGCUGGAACUGCUUAAUGCCUAUCAGAGCAAGAUCAAGAUACGGACAGAGAGUCAGCAUGAGCGUGAAGCACGGGAGCUGGAGCAGAGAGUGGCACUGAGGCGGGCUCUUUUGGAGCAGCGGGUGGAGGAAGAGCUGCUUGCCCUGCAGACAGGUCGGUCAGAGCGCAUCCGGGCACUGCUAGAACGGCAGGCUCGGGAGAUCGAGGCUUUCGACGCAGAAAGCAUGAGGCUGGGUUUCUCCAGCAUGGCCCUGGGAGGCAUCCCGGCUGAGGCUGCUGCCCAGGGAUAUCCUGCCCCACCCCCAGCCCCUGCCUGGCCCUCCCGCCCCGUACCUCGAUCAGGGGCCCAUUGGAGCCAUGGUCCCCCUCCGCCUGGCAUGCCCCCCCCAGCUUGGCGCCAGCCUUCCCUUCUGGCACCACCAGGUCCCCCGACCUGGCUGGGGCCCCCGCCCCAGACAGGGCCUCCCCGAGGUGGGGCCCUACUGCUGCUAAGGAAUAGCCCACAGCCCCUGCGCAGGGCAGCCUCAGGGGGUGGGGGCAGUGAAGGAGUGGGACCUGGAUCAGUAGCAGGGCCAGGGGCUCUGAGCCGAAGUACUAGUGUUGCUUCUCACAUUCUCAACGGUUCUUCCCAUUUUUACUCCUGAACUGCGGCAGGGAUAGCUGAUGUCCCUUGCUUGGGUUCCUUCCACCUAGGCUGAAAACAGACAGAGGUGGGGGAAGAGAGCUGAAGCCUAGGUUUCCCUGGGGCUGGAAGGACCUAGCUCCCUCAGCCACUGGAACCUGGAAGACUGAGGACCUAAGCUCUGGGGGCUUUUGAGAGCCCAAGCCAGCGCUUAGAAGGGAAGGUAACAGGACAUUUGCUGUUCUUGCUUCCCUGGUCCCUUCUUAUCUUGUGAGCUUCCCUUGGGGUGAAGUCAGGCCCUUGGCUCUGAGUUUGGGAGUAUAUAGCCUGGACUCCAGUACAGACCCAGGAGUUCCUGACUUUCCCAUCAUGGUGCCAGUAUCUUCCUCCAUCAUGGACUAGGGAAGGGGGAGAUUGUGUGCGCGUGUGCCUGCGCGUGCAUGUGUGUGUGUGGGCGUGUAUGUGUGAGAGAGAGAGAGAGAGAGAGAAAUACCCACCUAGGGUGCCUUGGGAACCUGUAUAGAGUCCCUGGGCAGUGGGGGGAGGGGCGGGUAGGGUGUAGAUACAUAGAUAUAUUCAGAGAAAUAUAAUAAUCCCUCCAGGUGCCCUCAUCAUAUUGUUGCCAAGGGAACUCUGGGCCCAGGGGGCAUGAGAGAAUGGGUCCUGGAAGAGCAGGGUCUGGGGGUAUGAAAGGCCCCUGGGUGGCAGAGAGAGGGGGAGGAUACUUGGGUGGAAAGCUCAGGAUCCCUCUUCUGAACCCUCCUUCCCCCAUUGCUGUCUGAUGUCCUGUGCCCGUCUUGUCAAUUUUUUUUUUUUUUUCCAAGUCAGAGUUGGGGCUGGGGAGGGGGGAAGUGAGGAACAGACCUGAGAAAAGGCAGCUCCCCAGGGGUGUUAAAUCAGAGGAGACUCUCACAGUUCCCUUUAUAUUCCUGCUGUUAAGAGGCAGGAUGGGGGCAGUGAGGGCCAAGGCUCCUGGAACUUAGGGGCCAUCAUGGAACCCUGGGGCCAGGGGAGCUUUUAAUAAACUGUUGGAUAUUCUAACCAG
Molecule: messenger RNA, 4902 nt
Organism: Antechinus flavipes (yellow-footed antechinus)
Lineage: Eukaryota; Metazoa; Chordata; Mammalia; Dasyuromorphia; Dasyuridae
Gene: TAOK2
Product: TAO kinase 2
Exons: 19
Coding region: 745-3879 (1044 amino acids)
Biological process (GO): protein phosphorylation
Molecular function (GO): ATP binding; protein kinase activity
Source: RefSeq, a predicted model, not a curated record